AUGCAAAUUUUAUGCAAAAAUAUAUAUUUUUUUUUCCCAUCAUAUUUACUAUUUAUCUAAAUUUAAAUAAUUAAUUUAAAUAUAACGAAAAUAGUAUAGUUAAUAACUCUUUUAUAUUAAAAUUAAUUAUUUAUAAACAAUUAAUAGAUAAUUCAUACUUUAAAAUUGUUAAUAAGAAAACAUUAGUUCUUCAGCCACGCAGAUACUUUAUAAAUAUGGAGUCAGAAGAUCUUGACACCCAAAUAUACCAUCGCCUUCAACAAUUAAUCCAAGAAAAUGGACCAAACAAUGCUCAAAAUGGGAUUUUAAUCCUAAUCAAAUUACUUCAAAAUAUAUCUGAACACCCUGAAGAAGCCAAAUUCAGGUCAAUAAAAAAAACAAAUAAAGCUAUACAAACUAAGCUGUUGUCUCUUCGCAAUAUUAAUGACAUUUUAUAUCUUAUCGGCUAUAGAGAUAAUGGCCCUGACUAUGAAUUUUCUAGUGCAGUUGAAAUACUGGACAUUGCUCUGCCAAUCAUAGAAGUAACUUCAUCAGAAAUUAAUGAACUUUUAAAAUCUGAAGAAGAAAAAGAACGUGAAAGACAACAAAGAGCUAUCAGAGAAGAAAUGAAAGCUAAAGAAGAAGCCAAAAAAAGGCUUUUAGAUCAAGCUAGAUUAGACAGAAAAGAGACGAAUACCCACUUAUUGCCGACUCAAGAUUCAAAACCUCAAGCGAAAGGAUGUGGAAAAAAGGCAACGUGGAAUGACAUAGGCGUUGAUCUUAAUAAAAAAGGAGGAUGACGUUAG
Molecule: messenger RNA, 785 nt
Organism: Blepharisma stoltei
Lineage: Eukaryota; Ciliophora; Heterotrichea; Heterotrichida; Blepharismidae
Source: the annotation of a GenBank genome assembly